AAUCGACGGAUUUGCUGCAACUCACCUGAGGUCGUUUUUAUGUAAAACAAAAGGAAACGAUCAUAAUUUUGUGAAAAGAGACCACCGCAGACGAGAAGAGACAGGGGAAGGGUUGUCGGCCAGCCCUAUAAAAGAGGAGCCCUGCACCUCGCAAACCACAACUCGUUGUUCACUGACAACAAUCAACUCAACAAUGAAGGCUCAGCUCGUUUUCGUCCUGGCCCUGGCCAUCGUGGCCGUUGUCUCGGCCGCCACCCCCGAGGCUUCCGCCGACGCCGCUGAUUCCAAGACCAUCGAAAAGCGCGGCAUCGGUUUCGGCCUGCCCUACGGCGGCGGCUACUACGGCGGCUACGGACGCGGUUUGUACGGCGGCUAUGGCGGCUAUGGAGGUUUCGGCUACGGCGGUCUCGGCUAUGGAGGCUACGGAUACCCCGGAUACUACGGCGGACUUCACCGUGGUUUCGGCUACGGCGGAUUCUUCUAAGAAGAUCCAUCCAGCCUGACCCAUGCUCAGCCCCCGGAUGUACAUAGCAAAGCUAAAUCCCGCGAGAAUCAUCUGUACCUGCUCAAAAUCAAUAAAAAUUACCAAAAAUCCACCCUUUGGAAAAUAACAACAAA
This is a messenger RNA of Neocloeon triangulifer, 618 nucleotides long. Its product is annotated as keratin-associated protein 19-2-like. The record is from RefSeq and is a predicted model, not a curated record. The transcript has 3 exons. NCBI's taxonomy places the organism in Eukaryota, Metazoa, Arthropoda, Insecta, Ephemeroptera, Baetidae. Bases 194 to 484 code for a protein of 96 amino acids.